UGCGAAUCGUUGCUAAAAAACAAAUCAACUCGUUACCAAUUAACUCUCAACUAAGCCAAUUUCGUUCAAAAUUUUCCGUGUCUCUUUGUCAAAUCUUUCUUGAGAAAGCAUGUCUCUGGUGCCAUUGCUAUUCUCCGAAUGGUGGGAGGACCUGGAAUAUCCACAUCGGGUUUUCGAUCAAAACUUCGGUCUGGGCAUUCAUCCGGACCAACUGACACACCCCAACAUCCUCGAACGCUUCGCGCUGCAACAACCAUCCCGGCGUCUACGUCCAGGGCCUGUGAUAUAUUAUAAUCGACCAUGGGGCGAACUGUUACGCAGCAGAGAAGAAGGAGGCAUAUCGACCGUUAAGGCGGAUAAAGACAAGUUCCAAGUGAUGUUGGAUGUGCAACAAUUCAAACCGGAAGAGAUCAAUGUCAAAGUCGUGGACAAAUUUGUGAUAGUCGAGGCUAAACAUGAGGAGAAGCAGGAUGAGCACGGCUGGAUCUCACGGCAGUUUGUGCGCAAAUAUAUGAUACCUGAACAGUGCGAUAUCGAUCAGGUGUCGUCGAGCUUGUCAUCAGAUGGUAUGCUGAGCAUCACCGCACCUAGGAAGGAUAAACCGAAGUCGCAAAUCGAACGGACGAUCAAGAUCCAACAUACCGGUAAACCGGCGAUCCAGGAGAAGGCGCAAGAGAAGGUACAGGAAAAGGCGCAGGAGAAGGCACAGGAGAAAACUCAGGAAAAGAAGAAAUAAAAAUAGAG
Atta colombica is the source of this 744-nucleotide messenger RNA. Its product is annotated as protein lethal(2)essential for life-like. NCBI's taxonomy places the organism in Eukaryota, Metazoa, Arthropoda, Insecta, Hymenoptera, Formicidae. Gene Ontology annotation, biological process: protein refolding; response to heat. Gene Ontology annotation, molecular function: protein folding chaperone. Bases 110 to 736 code for a protein of 208 amino acids. The record is from RefSeq and is a predicted model, not a curated record. The transcript has a single exon.